Sander lucioperca (pikeperch) is the source of this 810-nucleotide messenger RNA. RefSeq names its product perforin-1-like. The record is from RefSeq and is a predicted model, not a curated record. The transcript is spliced from 2 exons. NCBI's taxonomy places the organism in Eukaryota, Metazoa, Chordata, Actinopteri, Perciformes, Percidae. The coding region runs from base 128 to 514 and encodes 128 amino acids.
UUGUGUUGUCAGUGUAUUGUGGGAGGGUGAGAUGAAGCUGAUUCGAGGUUGAUUGCCUUUAAAAACAUGGAACAGCGUACAGCGUGGUGAGAGACAAGUUAUCAAGACUACAGCCUCCUGUGAAGCCAUGGCCUCCAGUUGUCCCCUCCUGUUGUUGGUCCUGUGCAGUCUGACUGUGGCUGAAGCCCAGCUAAAGGUGUUUAACAUGCGGGCAAGCAAUCUUCACUCCAGCAACCUGGGGUCCCCAGACGGCUAUGUCAAGGGUUUCUGCGGCUCCGCCAAGCUGGGUAAAACAUCUGUUCGCAACAACAACCCAAACCCCUGGUGGGAAGAGGUGUUCACCCACUUCAAGGCCAAGGAGAAUAACGUACUGAAGCUUGAGGUUCUUGACAGUGAUUUAAUCUUCGAUGACCUGCUGGGAGUCUGCCAGCGUCAGAUCAAGCUGGGAACCCAUGAGCAUGACUGCUUCCUGGAGAAAGGUGGCACGCUCCAUUAUACCUACACCCUCGGCUGAGACAGUCAUUAGGCAUGUAUAAAUGUAUCUGACGUUAAGUCUUUACAUGCAGCUUCCAAUUCUCUCAGACUGGCUGCAAGGAACAUUUUCAUCCUAAUAGACUAGCUGUGAGUGCUAAGGUACUCUGUCCCAAAUCUAUGAUUCAUCAUUUAGGAUUAGACCAGUAAAAUAGUUACUCAAACUCAAAAUUUAAUCAAUAAACCUUGUUCUGGUGACUUUGUCACACUAAACCAGUGGCUAUUUUACCCUGUUUCCAAGGUUGUCAAAAGCAAAUAAACUGUACUGCAACAACCAAA